Colletotrichum chrysophilum is the source of this 4410-nucleotide messenger RNA. RefSeq lists its product as uncharacterized. Lineage: Eukaryota; Fungi; Ascomycota; Sordariomycetes; Glomerellales; Glomerellaceae. Gene Ontology annotation, biological process: transmembrane transport. Gene Ontology annotation, cellular component: membrane. Bases 1 to 4410 code for a protein of 1469 amino acids. Gene Ontology annotation, molecular function: ATP binding; ABC-type transporter activity; ATP hydrolysis activity. The transcript has 9 exons. The record is from RefSeq and is a predicted model, not a curated record.
AUGACCGGUCCAUUGAGGCCCGAGGAAGACGGCCGCUGGGGUGAGAAUGCGGCCGGAGAGAUCUCCAUUAACGCCGCGCUCGAUGAGUUCCACGGCCUCGAGAAGGAGCUUUCGACAUUACAACACCAUCACUCCACGGCCGCACACCAUUCACAACCCAAAACCCACGAACGCGAUGCAGGGGGUGAGAGCGACUCAACCAUCGCGCCAACCGAGUCCGGCGAGAACUCGUUCGACCUCCCGGACUUUCUCAGGCGGGGGAUCAUGGACAUGCGCACGCCAACAGGAGGGCCAACGAAAAAGCUCGGAGUUUCGUUCAAGAACUUGACGGUAAAGGGAAUCGAGUCAUCAACCAAGCAAGCCGUCACGUUCCCUCGGGAUCUUCUCAAUACGUUUGGUCCCGACUUCUAUCACUUCAUCACCGGCUUCUUCCCGAAACUCAGAAUUCACAAAGAGCCUACCGUCGACCUCAUUCGGAACAUGACUGGGACAGUGAGACACGGCGAGAUCAUGCUGGUUCUGGGUCGACCGGGUUCUGGAUGUUCGACCUUUCUCAAGGCCAUCGCCAAUCACCGAGAUGAGUACGCCAAGGUCGACGGAGAGGUGUACUACGGCGCGAUACCGGCUGAGGAUCAGCUGCGACUUUUUAGAGGAGAGGUGGUCUACUGCGAGGAAGAUGACCGGCACUUUCCCUCGCUCACAGUAUGGCAGACGCUUUGGUUCGCGCUGAAGAACAAGACCAGGAAGAGGGAACAGUGGACUAUUCCCAUAAUUCUCGACUCGCUUCUCCAAAUGUUUGGUAUUGAUCACACCAAGAACACGCUUGUUGGCGACGAGCACAUUCGAGGUGUUUCUGGAGGAGAACGCAAGCGUGUAAGUCUGGCAGAAACUCUGGCCACAAGAGCUUCAGUCGUCUGCUGGGAUAACUCCACCCGCGGCCUUGACGCCAGCACAGCUCUCAGCUUCGCCAAGUCACUCCGAGUCUACACAGAUGUCAGUGGCCGCACGACACUAGUCACACUCUACCAGGCAGGCGAGUCUAUCUAUGAAUUGAUGGACAAGGUGCUCGUGAUAGACGACGGACGUAUGCUAUUUCAAGGCCCAGCCAACGAGGCGAAGAAGUAUUUCGAGGACUUGGGAUACUUGUGUCCCCCAAGACAGACCACCGCAGACUUCUUGACCUCCAUCGCCGACAAGAACGCCCGUCAUUUCCAGUCCGGACGCGAGGAAUCAGCCCCAAAGACACCUGAAGAGCUUGAACAAGCUUUUCGACAGAGCGAGCACUACCAACGACUACUUCAAGACGUUGACGAUUACGAGCGGGACAGCAAGUCUACGAACAGCGAGAAACAUCGCAUCUUCGAGGAAACGGUCAAAGAAGCCAAGAGCAAGACUGUUGUCGGGGACUCGGUUUACACUGUGUCGUUCUUGAAGCAGGUGGCUGCAUGCACGAAGCGACAAGCCUGGCUGCUCUGGGGCGACCGAAACUCCUUCUACACCAAACUUGUCAUCAUAAUUGCCAACGCUCUCAUCGUAUCAUCUUUGUUCUACGGCGCCGGACAAGACACCUCGUCGGUCUUUGCCCGCGGCGGUGUCGUCUUCUUCUCAAUUGCCUUCAUCGGAUGGCUCCAGUUCGCUGAACUCCUACCCGCGGUCUCAGGACGUACCACGAUCGAGCGACAGCGAGUCUUCGCCUUCUACCGACCAUCAGCCGUCGUCAUCGCAAGGAUGCUCCUCGACUUCCCUCUCAUCUUGAUCAUGACACUACUCUUCAGUAUCCCUGUUUACUUCCUCGCCCAAUUCGACAUCGAUGCGGCCAAGUUUUGGAUUUACACGUUGCUGGUGUACACAGCAACUUUCUGUCUCACGACAAUGUACCGCAUGUUUGCAUCCCUAUCAUCCACGGUCGAUGAUGCCGUCCGAUUCGUCGGAGUUGUUCUCAACAUCAUGUUCAUCUUUACUGGCUACGUGAUUCCGAAACCGGCUCUUGUUAAUGAUGCCAUUUGGUUUGGCUGGAUCUACUACAUCAAUCCGGUAGCGUACGGAUUUGAAGCACUCCAGACCAACGAGUUCUUCGGCCGAGAGCUGCAGUGCAGCGAGUCUCAGCUUGUCCCUCGAGGACCUGGCUCAGAUCCCAACUAUCAAGGAUGCAGUCUUCCCGGCUCAAUUCUUGGUAGCACUGUUGUCAGUGGUCCGGCAUACAUGCAAGCCUCAUUCGAAUAUUCGAGGUCCAACCUCUGGCGCAACUUCGGCAUUAUGCUGGCUUUCACCGUCUUCUAUCUUGCGAUUACAGUCGUUGCCGUAGAUACGAUCAGAUUCAAGGGCUCCGGUGCGCAGUCACUCAUCUUCGCAAAACGGCCAGACACCAAGUCGAAGGAGGAGAAGAAGAAGAGCAACAUGGCGGAGGAGACCUUUGAGCCGAUUGGUGACGGAAAGAGCGUCUUCACGUUCAAGAACAUCAACUACACAGUCCCCUACGGCAAUGGUGAGCUUCAGCUUCUCAAUGGUGUUUGCGGAUACGCCCGUCCGGGAAAGAUGAUUGCGCUCAUGGGAAGUUCCGGUGCUGGCAAGACGACUCUUCUCAACACGAUCGCACAAAGACAGAAAGUCGGUGUUGUUUCUGGCGAGAUGCUGAUCAACGGCUCGCCUCUCCGAGCCGAGUUCCAGCGGGGCACGGGUUUCUGCGAGCAAAGAGAUAUUCACGAGGGCACGGCAACCAUUCGAGAGGCACUGGAGUUCUCAGCUCUCCUCCGACAAGAACGUACCAUCCCGCGAGCUGAGAAGAUUGCCUACGUAGAUCGCAUCAUCCACCUUCUUGAGUUGAGCGAGUUGGAAGACGCGCUGAUAUCUUCGUUAACCGUGGAACAGAGGAAGAGAGUGACGAUUGGAGUUGAGCUUGCUGCCAAGCCCAGCCUUCUUCUGUUCUUGGAUGAGCCAACCAGUGGUUUGGACAGUCAGUCCGCCUACUCUAUCGUCCGCUUCCUGAGAAAGCUUUGCGAUGCAGGUCAAGCGAUUAUCUGCACCAUCCAUCAGCCAUCCUCAGACCUCAUUGAGCAGUUUGACAUGAUUCUUGCUCUCAACCGCGGCGGCAACACCUUCUAUUUCGGACCGGUCGGCACCAACGGCUCCGUCGUGGUCGACUACUUCGCGCAACGAGGCUUCCCUUGCCCUCCCAGCAGAAACGUCGCGGAGUUCAUUCUGGAAACGGCCUCGAGACCAUCGGUAAAAGAUGGCAAGCGCGUUGACUGGAAUGAGGAAUGGCUCAACUCGAGUGAGCACAAGGCCAUUGUAACGGAAAUUGACGAAAUCACGGCUGCAAGACAAGGCCCUUCGACGACAUUGUCGGCGCCGACCGAAUUUGCUUCAUCCACAAUGUACCAAUGCCUCCUGCUUACCAAGCGCAUGUUCGUCCAACAUUGGAGAGAGCCUCAGUACAUGUACAGCAGAGUCUUCGUGCAUACCGUUAUGGGCAUCUUCAACGGAUUCACUUUUUGGAUGCUGGGUAAUGAUAUCGCAAGCAUGCAGAAUCGCAUGUUUUCCGCCAUCAUUCUCAUCUUUUUUGUGCCCCCAACAGUCGUGAACUCGGUUGUCCUGAAGUUCUUUCAGAACAGAGACCUCUGGGAAGACCGCGAGUUGCCGAGUCGCACAUAUGGUUGGGUUGCUUUCUGCACAGCGAAUGUUGUCUGCGAGAUUCCUAUGGCCAUUGCCUCCGCUACGAUCUACUGGCUUCUGUGGUACUUCCCAGUUGGCUUCCCAGCAACUGCUUCCAUCUCAGGGUACACUUAUCUCAUGGUCCUCGUCUGGUCACUGUUCCAGUCUAGCUGGGGACAAUGGAUCUCGGCUUUCGGGCCGUCGUACUCGACGGUGUCUAACAUUCUGCCCUUCUUUUUCGUGAUGGUUGCCCUCUUCAACGGUAUCCUAGUACCAUACGACUCCAUUCCAGAGUUUUGGCGGUACUGGAUGUACUACAUCAACCCGACGACCUGGUUCACUCGCGGUGUUCUCUCCGCCGUACUUCCCCCGGCCGUCGUUCAGUGCGCCUCUGCGGAAUUCGCACGCUUUAACCCGCCGCCUGGGUUAACCUGUGCCGAGUAUGCGAACAACUUUGUGACGCAAGUUUCUGGCACCGGAUACCUUGAGAACCCCAAUGCGACUUCCAACUGCGGCUACUGCCCCUACAACAACGGUGGAGAGUACAUGAGAACACUCAACGUCUUCCUGACCGACAAGUGGCCCUCAUUCGGCAUCUUGAUUGCGUUCGCGGUGGCCAAUUGGGCUUUGGUUUACUUCUUCGUGUACACGGUUAGAAUUCGCGGGUGGACUUUUGGGGUGUCUACCGUGGCUAAAGUACUGUCGGGCAUUGUUGAGAAGUUCAGGGGCGGGAAACAGAAGGAAGCGGAGCACGUUUGA